UCGCUUACUAUAUAAUAAUUAAAAACUAACGAGAACUUUUGAAGCAACACUCGUGUGUUAAAAGAAACGUGGAAAACCGCGAACUUGCGCGCGCAGGCUGGCAACAGGUAAACGUCAAGUAGCGAGCCUGUAACAUAGUGGGGGUGAUUAGGUUUAAACGAAAGAAAGAGAAAGAAGGAAAGAGAGUGGGAAAAAGAAAGAAAAGAGUAUGGCUGUUAGUGGUAGGGGGCAGGUGCUCUUCUGCACACUGGGAACAAACAACUGGUCGUAGAAAAAGACAGAAAGAGGGAGAGAAAAAGAGAGAGUGAGAGAGAAAAGUGUUGCGGUCGAGCUGACUUUCCGAGGUGGGGAUCGAACAACCCGAGGACUUGCUAUUAGGUUCUCCUCUUUACGAUCGACAGUCGAGUGCAGGAAGUCGAUAUCGUAGCAGGUGUCUCGAAGGAUUGUCUUCUUCGUUUGUCGUGUUUCUCAAAAUUAGCGUGCAUUACCUGUUACAUUAUUUUUUUUGUUUCUUUUUUUCUUUUCUUUUCUUUUAUUCGAUUUAUCGAUUCGACUUUUUUUAGUAUUCUCAUUUGUACCAUCUUCAUUGUGUACCAGUGUGUGAUCGUGAACGUGAUCAUGUAUAAAAUUCCUUUAUAAAAAGGAUAUACUAAUAAAACGAAAUACUUGUUUAUAUUUUAUUACGUCCAUCAAUAGGUCCAUGGAACCCUCCUGGAAAGAGAUUCCGUUGUUGUACCGUUAAAGGACAUCUAAGAUGACCGCGAGGAAUACUCGUUCGAGCGUGAAACGAAGCCCAUAAUGUCGAGCUUUGACGUUGCCAAGAUCGAUAGUGAGAGAGAACGAUUCGAGGAUCAUCACAGAAAUUCUAACAUUCUUAGUCGACCGCCGUGAUUUUCAAAAGAAAACUUUGACAACCAAACUAUUUCUUAGAGAGAUAGAAAGAGAGAGAGAUAAAAGUAUCCAAAAAAAAAAAAAAGAAAAAAAGAGGAAGAGAGAAAGAAGAAAAAACCAUGUCUCAAUUUUCGACAAUAAUUAUUUUUGAACUCUUUAUAUUGAGUUCAAUGGUAAUUGGAUUAAAUAUAAAUGCAACUAAAUGCGGCACAUUAUAUUGCACAAGUUUGGAAUAUUGUAGUGCAGUCGAUACUUUGUGCAGACCAUGCUCGACCAUUUGUAACCCAGACGAUCAUAAUCAUCAACCCGAAGAUUGUCGGAGAGAUUGUCAAGAAUAUAUUUAUGAUCAACGGUACGCCCUCCGUAAAGAAUUAAAUCAGUACGCCCUCCGUGAGGAACUGAACCAGUACGAUCAGCUCAGAGGAGAAGUCGACAGGCUACGUAUUUUGUUAAGCGUUACAUUAACAUUAACGUGUUUGGCUAUUAUGGUCAUAGUUUUUCUUCUAAUCAAAACUUUUGUACGAUGCAACAAAAUUGGAAACGCGAUACGUAACGUGUUCUCCAAAAAAUGGGUCAAGAAAGCGACUAACAACAACAAGGUACAGGAUGAUGUAGAAAAUGGUAACGUAAAAAAUCCGAACAAUAAUCAAAAUAAUUUGAAAUUGACUAUGCCGACGAUAAGUGCAACCGUAUCUUCCUCGGAGGAUAAUUCAAACAGCAAUAGUACACCUAAUACAACUAGUACGCCUCUUUCAAGGAGACAUCCUAGCGAAGAUACAACUUUAGAUUACGCUUACGAUAAUCCUGCCAUGACACCGAGCCCUGAAGCUGCACAGCUUCGUACCAAACGCGAGAGUUCCUUUUAAUUAUCUCGAAACAAUCUACGUUCAAACAAAAACAAAUAUUCAUCCUCCUGUUACUUUUUAACAAACAACAAAAAUACCAAAAUGCAAAAGUGCAUAAUUACCGAUCGAAAACUUCUCGAUGGAAUAUAUUUAACCUUUCUUUUUUUUUUUUUUUUAAUUUAUUUCUUCUCUCCACGAUAAAUCAUAGAAAAAUAACAAUA
Messenger RNA from Polistes canadensis, 1957 nucleotides. RefSeq names its product protein grindelwald. Lineage: Eukaryota; Metazoa; Arthropoda; Insecta; Hymenoptera; Vespidae. The transcript is spliced from 5 exons. The record is from RefSeq and is a predicted model, not a curated record. Bases 1011 to 1757 code for a protein of 248 amino acids.